Homalodisca vitripennis (glassy-winged sharpshooter) is the source of this 1370-nucleotide messenger RNA. Its product is annotated as nurim. The transcript is spliced from 5 exons. The record is from RefSeq and is a predicted model, not a curated record. NCBI's taxonomy places the organism in Eukaryota, Metazoa, Arthropoda, Insecta, Hemiptera, Cicadellidae. Bases 288 to 1040 code for a protein of 250 amino acids. Gene Ontology annotation, cellular component: nuclear membrane.
GCUGAUCAGUCCUGUAAAGUGCACUCUGAGGCCACCGAGUUUGUUGUUGGUUAUGUGCCAUAGGAUAGAUAUUGUCUAUAUUAAAACUGUUGCAAGGUUAUAUUGCAGCGUUAUGAAUUCUGAAAAUACAUAAUAAAUAAAUUCUUAUUUUUAUUCUUUCAAUUGACUGUAACUAUUUGUUAGUGUGUUGGUUACGAUAUGCGUAGCUUACAGUAUAUGUCUCUUCUCCUUAUGAACGAGAAUUAUUAAAAGUUGCUUAUGUUUUGCUAAACGUCAUAAAGAAAAUUAUGAAUAUAUUUACAAAGUGUAUCCUGUUUUCUUUGUCAUUAUUUUCUUUGGUGUUUACUUGUUUAACUCUCUUUCAUUUUACUCAAUUUAUCUCAGACAUACCCUUGGUGAGUUGUAAUACAUCAGCUCAUCAGAUUUUGUUGGAUAAAACAGAUGAAGAUCCAGUAUUAUAUGCUACACAAGCUACAGUCAUAGAUAUAUCUCUUCUAUGUAUUUUUAUCAUCCAACACUCGUCUUUGCUGCCUAUUCAAGAUUUCUUAUCAGAAACACUAAGAUUACCAGUUUUAAAUCGAUCUUUCUUAAAUUUAUUUACUUCAGCAUCAUUACAGUUGCUGAUGCACCUCUGGCGGCCCAUCCCUCAGUAUGCUGUCUGGGUUGUUAGCACCGAGGAACCAUCAAGACAGUUGGGAUUCAUUACAGUUCAUCUCAUCUGCUGGCUUCUCAUUUACAUUUUGAUGAUUACUAUGGAUAUAACUGACUUUCUAGGAAUCAAACAAGUAUAUUACCAAGCAACAGGCCGUCCAGCACCAGCAACUUUGAAGUCUCAACAACUAAAAAGUCUUCAUAAAAAAGUUAGACAUCCCUCAUUCCUAGGCUUUUUGAUGAUAUUUUGGAUCCAUCCUUUCAUGAGGUUAGACCGACUCUUACUGGCUGUUGUUUGGAGCCUGUACAUGGCAGUAGUAUGGCGACCAGGAGUCAACGAUUACAAUUAUGUAAUACAACAGCAAGCAGCCAAACGGUCUGUCAUGUAAUCUUCCUUAUGCCUUCAUAUUGCCUUAGUCAAGUUAGCUUUAUCAAUGUUGGUUAGAAUAAUAUUAAUUUUUUUUCUAAUAAGGCUGUAAUAUCAGUAUUUUAAUGUUUAAUCUGAGACCUAUUCUUAGUUGAUAUUACGUUAAUUUAUGGUUGUGUCAUGAAUUAAGCAUUAUUUGCUUUAAGUCCUUAACCCUUUGACUGGUGGGUCUUUUCUUAGUAAAAGUGCCCUAAAAAGUUGAGUUUUUGUAAUGUUUAAUUUUUUUAGGUGAUUUGGGUUUACUGCAGUAGCUGUGUUAUUAAAAACAUUCAAUUAAACGUUUUUGAAGUUA